Molecule: messenger RNA, 1416 nt
Organism: Sorghum bicolor (sorghum)
Lineage: Eukaryota; Viridiplantae; Streptophyta; Magnoliopsida; Poales; Poaceae
Product: protein ROS1-like
Exons: 10
Coding region: 381-1346 (321 amino acids)
Molecular function (GO): DNA N-glycosylase activity; DNA demethylase activity
Source: RefSeq, a predicted model, not a curated record
GGUUGAUGUAAAUGUAGCUCGCCUAGUGACAAGGCUAGGAUGGGUCCCACUUGAACCUUUAGGUGAUUCUAUAGAGUUCCAUAUGGUGGAAAAAAAUCCUGUCAUGGCUAGAAUUCAGAAGCGUCUUGAGCCCUUAUUUUGCAAGAUUCCUCCACACAAAGUGUAUGAAUUGCAUUGUCAGCUGAUAACAUUUGGAAAGGUAUGUACAUUGGUUUGUUUCUUGAAAGGUAUGUAAAUGGAUCUAUUUAUUUAUUUUUGUUUUCUCAAUACCGAUGAUGUGGUUUAUUUGCUAGUCAAUAUGCAGCCAAAAUCGACCAAAUUGUGGUGCCUGCCCAUUUACUAAAGAUUGCAAGUACUACAAAAGUCUCUUUGAAGGAGGCAUGCACACCCUUCUAAAGGAUCAUCGAUGGGAUAAAAGUGGGCAAACUAACAUGGAUGAAAGAAUACAUGGUGUUGUAAUAGUCAAACCAAGUCGUGAACAUAUGUAUCAGUGCCAAAUUGAAAUGGGAAAAAGUAUAGAGAGACAUAGCACUGAGCCUAUUAUUGAGAUGCCACCAACUCCAGCACAUGAAUAUCCAGAAUCAUCAAGUGAGGAAGGGUAUGAACAAGAGUAUCAGGAAGUGUAUGAACAAGAGUAUCAGCAAGAGUAUGAACAAGAGUAUCACAAUAUUGUUGAUAUAGAAGAUGAUAUUCCGUAUUUGGAUCUUCGGCGAAUAAAACCCGUCGAAAAUGCAACAUCCGAGCUAUCAUAUGGAACCGAUAUGGUUUUGAUCCAUCCACGUGAUAGCCCAAUCCCAAUUCAAAGAAGAUAUCGUCUGCGAACAGAGUACCUUGCGUACAUAAUCCCCGAUGGGCACGAAAUCUUGGACAAGUUUGAACCAAGGGUUCAUGGUGAUUGCAACCCAUACCUCUUUAUAAUUCGUGAUUACAACGACCAUAUUGUGAAUGCUACCAUUCUGAUACCUUGCCGGACCGCGAACAGAGAAAUAUUUCCAUUGGAUGGUACAUACUUUCAAAUAAAUGAGGUUUUUGCAGAUCAUUCAUCUACAUGUUCACCUAUACAAAUAAAAAGAGAUAUUUUCUGGAACUUCGGAAUGUGUAGGGUGUACUUUGGCACAUCAUUAUCUACUAUCACCAAAGGUCAAACACAAGAAGGAAUUCAACGUUUAUAUCAUUCAGGGUACAUAUGUUGUAGAGAAUUUGACCGCAGUAGCAGGCGUGCAACAAUAUUAUCUGCUGCAUUUCAUAAUGAACUGCAGAAAAAAACUGGCAAGAAAAGGCACAUACCUGAUUCAAGCCCGAAUUCAGUGGAAGGCAAUGACAAAGACAGAGCCCAAUACAGUUAGAUGUUGUCACUAGUUCUGAAGGAGCAAUUGCAAAGAACUAAAUUAGUUCUGUAAAGUUGUGUUUAUAUAU